This is a messenger RNA of Pocillopora damicornis (cauliflower coral), 1217 nucleotides long. Its product is annotated as CXXC motif containing zinc binding protein. The record is from RefSeq and is a predicted model, not a curated record. Gene Ontology annotation, molecular function: zinc ion binding. NCBI's taxonomy places the organism in Eukaryota, Metazoa, Cnidaria, Anthozoa, Scleractinia, Pocilloporidae.
UUGCGCCAUUUUCAGCCAUAAUAGUACGAGCAAGAAAUCUGUGGUGCGCCAUAUUGCUUGCACGUUCGAGUUACUCAAGCGCAUGACAGAAGCGUGCGUGAUGCGCUGGUCUUUCUUAAUGCAGGCACAGGAACUGUUGUUCUGUGGCAAAAUGGUGCGUAUAGCCUUACAGUUCAAAGCCGAUCUGGAAAAUUUGACCAAUGUUAAGCCUGACGGAGAAGACUUUCGUUGGUAUUUGAAGUUGCAAUGUCAGAAUUGUGGAGAAGAUACAAAGGACUGGAUUUAUAUGAGCUUAGGGGAAAGUCAAGCAAUUAAAGGAAGCAGAGGAAACGCCAACUUUGUGUCGAAAUGUAAAUUGUGUGGUCGUGAAAAUUCUAUGGAUAUAAUAAGGGAUAGCAUCUCUGAAUACACGAUAGAAGAUAGUAACACAUUCAAGACAAUGGUAGCAUUUGACUGCAGAGGAUUGGAACCAUUUGACUUCUCUCCAAGGGUUGGAUUUGUAGCUGAUGCUGUUGAUUCUGCAUCAAAGUUCUCAGACAUCAAUUUAACAGAGAAGGACUGGUCUGAUUAUGAUGAGGAAGCCGGUGUUUCAGUUGGAAUUUACGAGGUUACCCAUCAGUUCUUGAGGCUAUAAGGACAAGUGCAUAUCUUAUUCUUACACAUAAAUCAGUUGUCAGAAUGUCUCCACAAGUUAUCUCUUACAAAUAGAGGUUAAGAGGAGUUUGUCAGUUCCACAAACAAGUCAUACUCAUCAUAAAAAAAACAUUAAUGGUGCAUUAAUGUUGUUGAAACAAAAAGUGCAGUAUGGAAUUUUCGAAACAUACUUUGUAGGCAUGGAAGAAACUCUUAGCACAACAACAAGAAAAACCCCUGUUGUUGCUUUCCUGACAUUUUAAUCAUAUUAUAUCAAGAUGCAGGCUGUACAAUGAACAAUAAAUGUCCAUGCAGUACUCUUCUAGACUUAAAUGUAGUGAAACUUGCUUUAUGUACUGUCUUGAAAUGUAAUUGAGUCCUUGAAAGCAUUGCCAUAGACACUUACCCUCAAGAAACUGGUGAAACAUUUGUGAACCUAGACUAUUAACUCAAGUAACCAAUAUCAAGUUUGAAAUUUCCCUUUCUCUUUUUGUGGUAGGCAGUUGAUUUUAUUCCAUAAUGUUCUCAAUGUAACCUUGAUUUUCUUAAAAUAUCUAUCACUGUAUUAAAUGAAAUCUAUCUCA